Molecule: messenger RNA, 1057 nt
Organism: Cyprinodon tularosa
Lineage: Eukaryota; Metazoa; Chordata; Actinopteri; Cyprinodontiformes; Cyprinodontidae
Product: DELTA-sagatoxin-Srs1a-like
Exons: 3
Coding region: 169-663 (164 amino acids)
Biological process (GO): pore complex assembly; cytolysis in another organism; monoatomic cation transport
Cellular component (GO): pore complex
Molecular function (GO): channel activity
Source: RefSeq, a predicted model, not a curated record
AUUUCUGACCGUUUUCUCCAAUGUUCUCUGGCUUUGAGACAAUGUUUUUUUAAGGCUCAGAUUUCCUCAGGAAACACACACAUCAGACAAACAUUCUGCGGGCAGACCUUCAAUACUGAUAUCUGCAGUCAGCUUGUGUUCCACAGAAGCUCUAAAGCAGUUCUGAAAAUGUCUCUUUCAACUCACUGUCAGUGCACAGUGGAGAUUCAGAACAAGACAUCCAGCGUCAUCCUGUCUGAGCCGCUCAUCCAUCUCUUUAGUGGAAACUGUGAGUCUCCUCUCCCUCCAACUCUUCGUCCCUCUGAAUCCGGCACCGCGCUCUUCAUAAAAAAAACCCACGCGGCCUGUGGUUCCGUAGCUGUCUUCACAUACGACAUCGUUCAGGCGUCCACCAAGCAUAAUCAAGGCCGGCUGGCUGUCAUGUUCUCCAAUCCGUACGACUUCAACAUGUACUCCAACUGGUAUGCCAUUGGAGCAUUCAGCAAGGACAAGCGUUGCGACGAGGAGCUGUACAAGGAAAUGUACUAUGGGCAACAGCUCGGCUUUGUCCGCGGAAAAGUCAAGGGCCCCAGCCUGACCAACAAAGUGGGCCGUUUGACCAUCAGGGCCAGCAUGUCUGACAGCUAUCAGCCUGUCCUGAAGGUGGAACUUUGCAACAACUAAGACUGGCUGCUUCUGUUUUAUGCAGUUUGUGAUUUAACUCAAAUAAUUUUUUUAGCAAAAGCUUGUCCUUUUAUAGCAUAACCAUCAUCUUUGUCUUCAUUAAUACCAGUUAUUUCUUUCCCAGUUUAAAAACUAUAAACCAUCUAUCCAGCAUUUGCUUUUCUAUCUGUUCUCACCACAGCUUCACAGCUUCCCCAGUGAACAUUUAGAAAGUGAUCAUGUUUUAAAUAAUCAGUCAUCUUUCCAAUCUGGAAGUUUUUCCUAAAUUGGAGGGAAAAAAACGCUUCAGUGUUCGUUAAAACGGCCAACUGAUUCAGAGUUUUCCUCUGAACCCCAACAGCUAAAUGAAAUCCUGAUGCUAAUCAGACCACAUGAAACAUGGGACCUGGUUAAA